GUGUUUGUGCAUCGUCGGACCCGCUAUUCUUCGACGCUUUCUGUGUGCCAAUACAUCGGACAGACUCUCUCGGACCAACCGUCUUCGCCGCCUUCUCUUCUGCAGCACCGACAACCCGGAUAGUUACGCUGGACUACCAACACCUCUACCGGAAGAAAAAAAAUUGUCUCACAGUCGUCCCGCCCCAACAUUCCGGCCUUGAGCAAGACACCCGGGACCCCCGACCAUAGCUGCAAGUAAGCCGCUCGACGUUGACACCACUACCCGCUUUACUACACUAUACACACCCGAACGCCAUGACACAAUCGUCGCAGCUGGUACAAGACCGGCAGCCGCAUAAGCAACCCCACGAUCCUCCACCUCCACAGCCUGAACAAUCGCAGAAGAAAGCCAGAAGGAGAAACAGAGUCCCCAUUUCUUGCGUCAUCUGCAGACGGAGAAAGGUCAAGUGUGACAAGCAGAAGCCGCAAUGCUCUAACUGUAUCAAGAACAACGUCCAGCAUUUGUGCCACUACCUGGAACCCAAAUGGGCAAAGCCGUUGGAGUCGGAAACGCUCUCGAUGAAUGUGGACAAUGCAAACGGCUUUGCAAACCCUGCAAUAGCAGCAGCAGCAGCAGCAGCAGGAGUGACGUCCUCGGACGGCAACGCAGGUCUUGUGAAAAGAGACAUGCACAACAACGCCGUACAGAAUACAGCGAACAACGUGCUGAUGGUGAAGAUCGAAGAUCAGCAAGCUCUCUUGUCUACUCUGAACGAGUCUGUGGAAUUAAAGAAGGAGCUGGAAGCUCUGAAAAACAAGAUGAAGUUCCUAGAAACCGAAAACACCGAUCUGAAAAAGAAAAUCGUUUUGAACACAGCCGGUAUACCGACAGCUAACCCAGUCCUAAGGCCUCUGAAAAACCAGGAUUCGGAAGACUUGUUGGAUUGCAUCUUCAACUCUAAUAUACUUUUCAUCGCACAAAAAGGCAGUCAGUACAAUUUGCCCAUAACCUAUCAGAUAAGUGUUUUCUCGUGGAUGUUUAUGGUGAAAAACGACCUUUAUUUGAACGAUUUGUGGAUGAAAAUUCUCAAAUUGAGACAACAUUACGAAUACUACUACAACAGCAAGGGCGCCUCAGAGAAAAAUAUGAUUUCUCAUUACAGAAACUAUGAUCAUAAAUUGAGCAAAUUCAAAAGCAACGAUCCGAGUAGCCUCAAAACCUCAGAAAUCUCAAAAGAGAAGACAAGUGAGCACACAAGUAAACUAAAGAAGUUUUUGGAGAAAAGUUUGAAUUUAGAAAACAAUGGUGUUAAAUCAGGUAAAGUAAUCAACACCAACAAGGUGGAUGAGACUUCCUUUUCCGCAAAUUCAGAGGCAACUGAAAACUAUCCUCAUCUGCCCAAUGUCUGUCCGGUUACCGGUGUAUUGGGCGUAUGUCCGAUAGGUAAUUCUAAUGCCGUCAUGAAUCAUGAGGAAAAAGCAAAACCCAAUACCGAAAUUGACACAAACCUCCCGGAUUCUAAAUUACAAUCAGAAAAGAGAGCUUCUGCUCAUCCCAGGAAACAACAGUCUCUGAAAAGGAAAAAUCAUCCAACUCUGAAGUUUAACAAAUGUCCUGUAUUACAUCCAAAUGAGGCUUCUUUAUCUUCUCCUAUAUCUCUAACUCCUGGUUACCCGAAGAAGCUGACUUCCAGCAUUGCAUCCAGUACAAGUAUCAACAGCAGUGCUGGAGCUCCUUCCGCUACCUAUAAUGAUGCCUAUAGCGAUAGUGACGAACCUCUUGAAGACCCUAAAGUUUGUCCCUUAAUGGUAAGUGACGCCAAGGCAUUGUUCAAAGAGAAACUGUCCAAAAUGAACAUAAGUGCUAUCCGUGAGUCAUACAAUGUGCACAAAAAGAAGGCCGGGUCAGCUUCUCCGGCUAAAAGUAGAGGAACCCCAGUAAUACCCUCGGGUCCAAGCACCCCAAUGUCAGAAAUAAAGCCAGAGGAUACUGAGAAGUUGAGCAACUUUGUUCCGAUAGCAAUGAAACCGGAACCACAAACAAGCUCAAGGCAAAAUAGCAUGAAGAGACAGGCUCCUUUUCCGGAUACUCCUCAGCCCAAUAAAAGCAAAAAACUGAAAACGAUAUCACCUUCUGCAAUCAAGUCUUUAAACUAUAAUAAUACCAAGCAAAUUAUAUCUGUCAUUGAACAAUAUUUACCUAGCAAAAAGGUGGUUGGCUUGUUAUUGGAUAGGUUUUUUGAUAGGUUAUACAUAUACAUGCCUUAUGUGGAUGAAACAAGCUUUAAAUUACGAGUUGCUACAAUCUUAAAAACAACUGAUGCUGGUUGUCAGAAAAUAAGACUAUCUUCAAUUGGCACACAAUAUUGUGAAGAGUUUUUGACCUUAUGUUUAAUGCUAAUAAUCAUCAGGUUGAGUUGGUUAUCGCUACCGGAGAAAUCUGUUACUGGAUUGAGUCAGAGUGAAUUACUUCUAAUGAAACCUGAAAACUUUGUUUCAUUUGUUUUGGUUGAUAUGGUAAAGGAGAUUUUCUCAAAUACUAAAAUUUUGUCAAAGCCCUCCAUGAUUAUUUUUCAAGUUGGGUUGUACUUAAAGAUUUAUUCCACAGUUUCUCCGGAAGAUGGUUUUGAUACAGAUGAUUCAUAUACUAGAAACACCCAAUACAGCACAACUUCAAAUCAGGGCCAAUCUUUCGACCCAAAUUCAAGUACAAACUUAGUCGCACAACAAGCAGAUGCGGGCACUCCGAGUACACCUUCAUCAUCGUCUAACUCAAAUGAUUUAUCCGGAGAUUUGACAAAUGAAUCUCCAAACCUAAAUUCACCUAACUUUAUAUCUAUGUUGGUACAACUUGCUCGUACCAUUGGACUAAAUCGUGAUCCUUUAAACUUUAGAAAUUUCUACCCGACUGCGACUGACGAUGAAAUAACCAUUUCUCGAUUGUUCAAAAAAAGGCAUCUAUGGAGAAAAUUAUGGUAUGGUUUAAUGUUCACUACGAUUGAGGCAAACUUGAGUUUAGGUGACUACAAAAAAGGUCUCCCAAUUGAAAUAGAUUUAGACCCCACACUGGGUAGCGCUAUCAAUCACUCGUGGGAUUGCAGAUUACCCGGAGGUAUUGAACAAGGUGUUUUAGAAAAAUCUUUUGAAAAUGGUAAGGUUUUGCAGAGAGAGUUAUGUAUUGUUCAAAAUUUCAGAGAGUCAAUUGUUUCUUAUAGAUGGAUCUUCAGAGGUAUGAAGCUGCUUUUUGCAGUGGAUAAACCACCAACUACUCUUGAAGUUGAAAAUGUUGUGACGGCUCUAUCCGAAAUUAUUUGUGAAAAGUCAAAAUAUGGGUUUGGAAUUGAUUUGAUCAUGGGUGACCAAGAGAUUGUUAAUCCCUUCAGAGCUAGAAAUUCUUCUGUCUGGGUCAAAAAAUACACCAAACAGAUCAAAGUCCUGAGACUAAAAGUUCAUUUGAUUGUUAAGAACAUGAUCUUCACCUUGAACUAUUUGAUGUUCUUAAAUCACGAACAAAAAUUGAGCAAAUUACUAGGCCAAAAACAUGCCUUAAUUGAGAAAAUAGAUAAGCAAAGAACUUACAUUGAAAAGUUUUUUGAAGCAUCACUAUUGUCUGCUAUAGAAAAUUUCAAACUGUUUGUGCAGUUUAUGGAUGAUAGCAACAAAGUGUUCCCCAACUGCAGCACAGAAUUGUUGAUUUAUCCAUUUUUAAUGAUUUUGAACCAUAGAUCUCACGAAUUCUUGAUUUCCUUAGUCCUUAGAGUUCAGCAAAACUCCCCUGUCAUUAUGGAAAUUUUGAAGAAGAACAGAAUUGAACCAAAAGAGCUUCAAAAAAGACUUUUUACUUAUCUAGAGACUUUCAUUGAAAGAUUGGACGUUUUAACUAAGAACUAUUAUUACGCAUGGGUCCUAAAAAGACUUGUCAAGUUCUUCUACAAUAUAUUACUCAACUCUCAAAAGUUCUUCAAGCUGAACUUCAAGAGAAUGAAUAUCUCGCAAAAUACAUCUAAGAAAAAUACAAGCACGCUGUCAGACCUCAAUAGUAAUAAUGAGGUCAAUAUGAACAAAGCCAGUGGCAACAGCGGUGAAAAAUCCGCUUUUGAGAUUGCUUUUGGUACUUCCAAGUUGCCACCUGUCACUGAUUUUACACACGAUGAUAGAAGAGAAAUAAAUUUCAAUUCAGUCAUAAGUAAUUCAGAUCUUUUGCUAAAUAACGAAUCUCCUGGUCUGGGUAUAAAUGUCAGUCCGGGAAAUAACAUGGCAAUGAAUGCCAUACUUUCUAACUCAAAUGAAAGUACGAACAUUAUGAUUCACAAUAAUACCAAUAAUAGUAAUAUCAAUAGUAACAUUAAUGGCAGCAACAACAUCCAUAAUAAUAAUAUGGCCAAUAUAGCUAUGACACAAAUCAGCACUCCUGAUAAUAUUCAUCUCGAAGGUAACGUUCCUGACAAUUCCAAUUUCAGCGUACAGAAUAACCAUACUGUUGAUAAUCUUGCAGGUAAUCUCCUUGGGAACAUGGCCAACGACAUGAAUUUCAACUCUACAAACGGCGUGAUCAAUCCUGUCAUGAAUCCUCAUGAACUGAAUGGAAUAGGUAAUAACUUCAAUCCAAAUAUGGUUGGCAGUGGUGCCAAACAAGGAAUGACAAGAUGGAAUAAUGGGUUGGGUGAAGAUCUGAAUGAACUCUUUGAUGACCAAUUCCUCAACGACAUUGGAGGAUUUGCAAUGGAAAAUGUUGCUCCGACGGGAGUUUUUGGUUUACGUAGAGGCCUCAGUCACGACGCUAUUCUCAGCCCUAGUGUUGCUGUACCCAAUGUCAAUGGAAUGGGAGAAAUGGAAAAUUCUACAAUGCCUUUGGUUGAGGGCAUGCUGGUUAACCACCCAAAUAAUGAUAUGAUGAACAUCAACUCAUUUUCCGGAGGAAAGGGAGAAAUCUACAACUCAUUAAAUGAAAUCGACUUCACCAAUGUCGACCUCAACGCACCUGUAGAUAGUAUGCCAUACGGUUUCGAAUUAAACAUCCAGGAAGAAAUGACGGGUCUAAACCCUGGUGCUAACAACCCUCUAAAAAAUGGUUCAAAUGGGUUUAGGCGUAGCAAUGGCCACGAUGCCCAUGGUUCGAGGUCUAACUCAGCAGAUGAUCAAUCUGGUGGAUUUGGACACUGGAACUUCUUCUGAACGUGUCGCAUUUACAAAAGGUUUAAAGUGAUGUAAUAUUCUCUGUGAAUAAUAUUAAC
Molecule: messenger RNA, 5215 nt
Organism: Pichia membranifaciens NRRL Y-2026
Lineage: Eukaryota; Fungi; Ascomycota; Pichiomycetes; Pichiales; Pichiaceae
Exons: 1
Coding region: 297-5156 (1619 amino acids)
Biological process (GO): regulation of transcription by RNA polymerase II
Cellular component (GO): nucleus
Molecular function (GO): zinc ion binding; DNA-binding transcription activator activity, RNA polymerase II-specific; RNA polymerase II cis-regulatory region sequence-specific DNA binding
Source: RefSeq, a predicted model, not a curated record